Archocentrus centrarchus (flier cichlid) is the source of this 2194-nucleotide messenger RNA. RefSeq names its product prostaglandin I2 receptor (gene ptgir). The record is from RefSeq and is a predicted model, not a curated record. Lineage: Eukaryota; Metazoa; Chordata; Actinopteri; Cichliformes; Cichlidae. The transcript is spliced from 3 exons. Gene Ontology annotation, biological process: adenylate cyclase-activating G protein-coupled receptor signaling pathway; inflammatory response; positive regulation of cytosolic calcium ion concentration. Gene Ontology annotation, cellular component: plasma membrane. The coding region runs from base 326 to 1435 and encodes 369 amino acids. Gene Ontology annotation, molecular function: prostacyclin receptor activity; thromboxane receptor activity.
CGGCGGAGACGCGCAGCGGAACAUUUUAAACCCAGCGUACGAGAGCAGGUUCCUGCUGCCAAAAGGAAAAGAAGUCGUUUUCAGUUGUUUUCACGUGUUUCGGCUUCCUGGCGGCUCCUGUAAAAGAAAGAUUUCAAAACUGUCUACAAGAAAGAGUCAGAGGAGGAAGAGGCUACUAAUAGUAUUUAAGACAAAACAGGAUUAUGGAUCUCACCUGUCUUGUGUUUUGCCAAAUGUUGGUCUCAAGAGGACAAUAUUUUCUAUUGUUGUCUGGGAAUUCCUUAUUAAUUCCACAUUGAACGGUUAUUAUUUUCGUCUCAACAAGAUGAACAAUUCACAAACAUGUAACCACACCACCUGCCUUGUGGGCCGCGAUGGCAAACCGGCCACAAGUAUCAUCAUGUUUUUGGCUGGUGUUGUCGGAAACCUCCUGGCUCUCUUUAUCCUUGGAGUGCACCAGAAGGAGCAUCGCUCCAGGUCCUCUGUGUUCUGCAUCCUGGUGACCGGCCUGGCCCUCACAGACCUUCUGGGCACCUGCCUUCUAAGCCCACCUGUAUUCAUCUGUUAUGCCCGCAACAUGUCCCUUACAAAUCUGUACGGUGAAAGACUGUGCAACCUCUUCGGCUUUGCCAUGAGUUUCUUCGGCCUUGCACCCACGCUCAUCCUGUGCGCCAUGGCCGUGGAACGCUGCCUGGCCAUCAGCCACCCUUAUUUUUACUCUGUACACAUCCGCCGCAACUUUGCUAAAUUCACUCUUCUCUUUAUCUACCUCUUUUCUGUGGCCUUCUGCCUGCUCCCCUUCGGUGGUUAUGGCAAAUUCAGACAGUACUGCCCUGGGACGUGGUGCUUCAUUGACAUGGAUGCGACUGGGGACGGGCAGGCUAAUUUGGUUUUGGCUUUCUCUCUGUCCUACUCCUCCCUCAUGGCACUGCUGAUCUUUGCAGUGUUCGUGUGCAACGGUUCGGUGAUUAUCACCCUCUGCAAGAUGCACAAGAGCCAGCUACAGCGGCGUGGUUCGGUUGGGCCAGCGGGUAGAAAGAGGAGGCUGAGCCUGGCCUGGUUUGGACAGGGAGAAGAGGAGAUGGAUCACCUGGUGCUGCUGGCGGUCAUCACUGUCAUCUUUGUGGUCUGCUCACUGCCGCUCACUAUUGCAGGCUUUAUCAACGCCAUUCAACCAUUUUGUACCGACAACGAGAACCUGACAGCUUUUCGCUUCUAUGCCUUCAACCCCAUCGUGGAUCCCUGGGUCUUUAUCAUCUGCCGCAAGUCUGUGUUUCGCCACCUUUGCUCUCUGCUGAGCUUCCGUUUUAGCAAAGGAGCCGUAAAGACGACAGCACACUGUGCUUUGUCUUUACCCCUUGACAAUGUUAUACAGCGCAGCCCACCAGACACAGCAGUUCCACAAACCAACAUGUACUCCAAUUUACCUCGAUGACCCACAAAAACCCAUGGCGGUGCGAGGAGAGUGGAAGACUUUUCUAUAAGAAAAACCUUUAAGGAAAUUUAAGGAGAUAAAAUGAACAUUGAAUACAGCAAUGAAUACAGAAUUCCUGCACUUAAUAUUUGAAGGCACAAAGACUGUCACAAUUUAAAUCUGUGGCCAUUAACAUUUCUCCAUUCACUUUGGAAUAAGUGUCUGUACUAAUGUUAAGUUUCCAUUGACUCAUGGAAGUUAUUUCAACAUUGCAAGGAGAACUGUGCCACUUAAACAGCACUGUGACAUGGAACUAAGAACGACACACUGUAAAAUUAAAAUAUGUGCAGUUGGAUGAAGCUGUAUGGAUAUGCAUGAAUGUAUUUUUUUUCUCUCAGUCAGUCAGCCUUUUCUUUAAGGCACAGUAAGUCUGUUAAUACAUUAUCUGUGUCUACAGCAUGCAUGACAUAAGAUCUGCUUUAUUUCAGGUAUGUAUGCAGAUGUGUGCAACAGAUAUGCAAGAUUAUUAUUACUACUCACUGCCCUUAAUCCAGAAUAGUCUUAACAAAGCUGCAGCCAUGUAAUGUUCCAAUAUGGAAAAGAAUGUAUGUUUUGAAAGACUUGCGUGUCUCAUACUAUGAUUAUGAUGAAAAUGGCUGUGUGUGUCAGGAAACGUUCAUUUAACAACAAAAAAUGUGAUUUAAAUGUAAAUCACAAACUUUUUCAUGCAUGAGGAAAAAAAUGUAGAAAGAAUCGUAGUAUGAGAUAUACAAGUAUCAU